Molecule: messenger RNA, 2534 nt
Organism: Ailuropoda melanoleuca (giant panda)
Lineage: Eukaryota; Metazoa; Chordata; Mammalia; Carnivora; Ursidae
Gene: NRSN2
Product: neurensin 2
Exons: 4
Coding region: 696-1307 (203 amino acids)
Biological process (GO): nervous system development
Cellular component (GO): neuron projection; neuronal cell body; transport vesicle
Source: RefSeq, a predicted model, not a curated record
CUUCUUUUAGGUUGCCUGGCAACAGAUGCCAAACAUCUCCCCCAUUCUAGGAGGUUUCUUAGCAACCCAAUUUCUCACCCUCAGUUGUUUUCAGGGUUUUCUGUUAAGUAAAUGAAUGUUAAGUUCUGCUCUUUCUCUUCCAAGAAAAUCUGCGGCCAAGGAUCUCUGUGGAGACCUGGAUCUCAUUGGCCAGAACUAAUCACAUGGUUUUGUCUAAUUUCAAGGGGACUGAGAAAUAUAUGUGAUGCACGUGGAAAUUUGGUGAGCAGUCUAUGUCUCUACCACAGUGUUUAAAUAAAGCCUCUUUGACAAGGUGACAUAUGAGCAGAGAUCCGAAUAAAGCCAGAAGCUAGCCAUGCAGGUAUGAAACAGAGAAACAAGUACAAAGGCUCUGACGCCUGGAGACAGGAGUUUGCCUGAUGCACCUAGUUCAUUCAAGGAUGCUGGUGUGGCUGGAGUGGUGAGUGAGGGAACGGAAGAAGAGGAGAUCACGGAGGCUUCUACAUCUAAAAUCUUUAACUACAACGUCCCACACUCUGACCUCAGGCUCCCUUUCUUCCCAUCUACCUAUUUUUGGACUUCAUUGAGCUCCUCCGUCUGGAAUUCCUGCGUCUUCUUCAGAUCCAUCUGCUCUCCUGCUGAGCUGCCUUGGCAUCCUUCCCCACUGAGCCAGGAUCCAUCCUGAGAGAUCCGCAAUGCUGGGCUGUGACCGUUCCUGCAGCUGUAGCCGUGGCCCCAAUGUGGAAGACGGCAAAUGGUAUGGGGUCCGCUCCUACCUGCACCUCUUCUAUGAAGACUGUACAGGUACGGCCCUCAGCGAUGACCCUGAGGGGCCUCCCGUCCUGUGUUCCCGCCGACAGUGGCCCACACUGUGCUGGAAGAUCAGUCUGUCUUCGGGGACCCUGCUUCUGCUGCUGGGUGUGGCAGCCCUGACCACCGGCUAUGCAGUGCCCCCCAAGCUGGAGGGCAUCGGAGAGGGGGAGUUCCUGGUGUUGGAUCAUCGGGCAGCCGAUUACAACCGGGCUCUGAGCAUCUGCCGCUUGGCAGGCACAGCGCUCUGCAUGGCGGCGGGGAUCCUGCUGGCCAUUUGCCUGUUCUGGGCCAUGACUGGCUGGCUGAGCCAGGACACCAAGGCAGAACCCUUGGACACCGAAGCUGAUGGCCACGUGGAGAUCUUCGGGGACGAGCCAGAGCAGCAGCUGUCCCCCAUCUUCCGUGAUGCCAACGGCCAGUGUUGGUUUUCACCCCCUGCCAGCCCCUUCGGGCAGUCCUCUGUGCAGACCAUCCAGCCCAAGCGGGGCUCUUGAGCCGCCCACAAGGCCAGAGGAGGAGCCAGACCUCUGUCCCACCACACCUGGCCUUCCAAUCGUCUCCCAAGCUUCUCCCCUAAAGCAGGGGCCCUUCCACCUAUGUCCCCAGAAUUUCCAACUCUAGGUCGAGAGAGUCUGGAGCUCAAAUCCUAGUGCCCCUUCCCAGGGAUUGGGCCCCGACUCAUCCACGAUGCCAACUUUCCCCAAGUCCUCCCAAACCUUCCCACCCACCUCUCCUUCCCAAGAGCCUUCAGGAGCAGAAAACAUUCCCCUCAGUCUAUCCCCAUUCUACUCCGUGCGACCCCGGGCAAGCCCCUUUUCCUUUCAGACCAUCAGUUCCUGUCUCCAUACUGUGAGGGGUUUGGAUCAGAUUCUGGAGUUCCAUGACUUUGCUAUUCUUCCCACAAAUAAGGAUUACUCUCCAUAGACAGAGUGGGGGGAGGGGUAGUGGAGUCUUUCUCAUCCCCUGACCCUUCCUCCGUCAGCUGCUCCAAGAUGCCUGAGGAUGGGUCAAAAACACUCACUGGGACUUCCCUUCCAGGAUGGUGCGAAAACAGGCACCUCCUGCAGAAUGUUUUCUCUGUGCGUUUUGGCAUCAGAGCCCCUCAGUCCAGCCCAUCACGGGCUCUCAUUAGCCUGGUGUACAGAUGAGGUGGCUGAGGGAGGCUGGCAGCCCGCAGGAAUUUGGACCCACAUCCUCUGCCUUCUCCUGGGCCAGCUCUUGUCCUCCAGAUGGAACAGGGGACCUGCCGGACACUUUCCUGGCUUCCAGGGGACCUCCAAGGGUGGGUGACAGUUGGUCCAGAGAGCCUGGUUGGAGGCCUGAUGGUCCUAGGGAGCUCAGAAGAUAAUCUGAACAUGCAUUUAAAUGGUCUCUAAGAGCCAAGGGGCAGGAGAACUGGGAUGUCUUUGCCCCUCAAAAUCCACUUACUUAGAAACCAUAGCCCACAAGUCCUGCCGGGGGCACCAGCACCUCCAUCCUGCGGGCUCCCCAGUCGGACGCAUCAUCUCCACUCUUACCACUAGGGGGAGCUCCAAGACAGCUGGAGAGAGGAGUCGAUGGACCCCGCCCCGCCCCCCUCGGUCGCACCUCCAGCUUGGAGGGGUCUCUUGGAAGGGUCCUCCGUUUUCCCCCACCAGGCAGGCACUGCUGCCCUUGUGCCCCACGCCUCUUCCCCAUCUGGCACCGCUUCCAUCUUACUUUCCCUUUCAAUAAACAGCUGG